Molecule: messenger RNA, 2572 nt
Organism: Anguilla anguilla (European eel)
Lineage: Eukaryota; Metazoa; Chordata; Actinopteri; Anguilliformes; Anguillidae
Product: serine/threonine-protein kinase Nek2-like
Exons: 11
Coding region: 483-2111 (542 amino acids)
Biological process (GO): lipid transport; protein phosphorylation; lipoprotein metabolic process
Cellular component (GO): extracellular region
Molecular function (GO): ATP binding; lipid binding; protein kinase activity
Source: RefSeq, a predicted model, not a curated record
UGAAAACAACAAAACAUAUCAAUAAAAGCCUCUGACACACCCUAGCUAUAACAUUUAAGAAGCAGUAUGUAAAAUUAUGUAGCUGUAUCUAUUGUUAAAGUUGAGACAAAUUGAAUAACCUAGGGGCAAUAUACAGUUUUGAGGAAAUAGCUGUUAAAGAUUCCCUAACAUAAAUGAAAUUGAGGAGUUCUGCUUGUCUUUCAUCCAUCCUCACAGUGACAGCAAAGGAAAUAGCCACAUAUGGUCAUAAUGGCUAUACGCUCCAGGAAACAAGCUUUUUAACGAUAUAUGAUUCAACCAGGUUUUUCAUCAGAUAAAUUUCAUAUCAGGUCCUAUAUUAAUUGAAAGUGAAAGUCAGGACCUAACCAGCCAGCCAGCUCAUCUGCUGUUCAUUUGAAGAGAAACACUGACCACAGAGGGAUCAGCCGAUAGGGACCUGAGGAGAAAAGGGUCAAACUAACCACCAUAGCAAGUAAAGCAUCAUGGGAAACGCAAAAAGUAUCCUGAGCCAGCACGGAUACAUCCUGCUUGAAGAAAGUGAGAAGGGAGAUUUUUGUAAGACUCUGCGGGUCAAGAAAGAGAAAAAAAGGAAGGAAUACAGAAUAAAUAAGUAUGAUCAAUCAGGGCUCCAUAAAUCAGAUUCUGUGAAGCGUGAAGUGACUGUGCUGCAAGGUUUUAAACACCCAUUCAUUGUUCAGUACCUGGAGCAUUUUAAAGAUGAUGUGAAUGUGUACGUAGUGAUGGAGUAUUGUGAGGGUGGGAAUCUUUCUAAGCAAAUUAAAAAGCAGAAAGGUGAAUAUUUCCCAGAAGAUAAGAUCCUGGCCUGGUUUGUGGAGAUCUGCUUGGCUGUGGUGUAUGUGCAUACGAAGAACAUUCUGCACAGAGACAUCAAGCCAGAGAACAUUUUCUUGGACAAAUAUGGGACGAUUCGCUUGGGAGACUUUGGACUGGAAAACCCCCAUGAAAGAUCUUCAGGCUAUGCAAGAACAGUUGGGGGAACAUUUUGUUACCGGAGUCCAGAAAUAAUUGAGCAAGAAACAUACGGCAGUAAAAGUGACGUUUGGGCUUUGGGGUGUGUACUGUAUGAACUGUGCGAGCUUAGGCGUGCGUUUCCAGAAGAAAAUUUGCGAGAAGUGUUCAAUAAAAUUGUGGAUGGGCCCUACCCCUCCAUCUCUGGACCAUUCUCCACUGAUCUACGGGACCUUGUGAAGGAUCUGCUUCAGAAGAAUCCAGCAGAUCGACCCUCUGCCAGUGAUAUACUGGAGAGACCCUUCCUUCUAGGGAUCCUUAUCCAAAGGAUCAAGGGAAUCCCGGAAGAGCUGCAGCAGAAACUGAAAGAGCUGGAUGGAGUGGCAGAUGGUUUAGAGCGCGUGCACUUUGGCACCACCGUGGGCAGUCUGACUGGAGGGGUGAUGGGUGCUGUGGGGGGGAUCACCACCAUAGUGGGUGUUGCCCUCGCCCCUGUCACUUUAGGGGCUUCUCUGAUUGUGACAGGGGUGGGAAUUGCGGUUGCUGCAGCUGGGGGGGUAACUGGAGCUGCUUCUAAUGUCACCAAAAUGGUGAAUGAGCACAUAGACCGCCGCACCAUAGAUAAUAUUAUACAUGAAUGUGAGGCGAAGAUACUGAUUCUGGUCACAUGCCUCCAGAGCAUUGACAAGGGUUUUGAGGAUUUGAACCAGAGGAGAUCCCUGAAUGUAGCAGGGGCCGCUCGGGUACUGAGGAGCAUUGGGGGUUUGGCUAAAUUGGCCCCUGCGGUUCAGGCGUUCAGGGCAGCAUCACAAGCUGUCAGACUCGCACGUGCAGCAGAGGUGGUCACCGGGGUGUUCGCAGGUCUCUUUCUAGCUGUUGACAUCUUCUUCAUUGUUGAUGAUUCCAGGGAGAUACACGCCAUGAGACAGCAAGGCUCAAAUAAAUACACAAAGAUGGAGGAGUCAGAGGAACCCCCUGAUGAAGCCUCUGCAGGCCCACAGGCUGGCAGUGCAGAGGGAAAAAAAGCAUUAAAAACCAGGGAGUUCAUUAAGAUGAUCAGGGAGGUGUCUGCUGAGCUUCAGAAAUUUCUGAAAAAAAUUGAGUCUGUAUGGUCUACCAUCCCUAAGUUAGAAGAAGCUUAAGUGUUUGGCUGAACUAACCUCUGUGUUAUUGGCCUUAAAUGCAGUUUGAAUCCACCUCAGAUAUAGAAUAUAGUCCGCAGAGGUCCCCAACUGAACAGCCUCUGAUAAUAUUAUCAAUGUGUAGGAGCCGCAUUUAAGUUUAUUUCUAUUUACAAAAUGUAUUCUAUAUUUGUGUUUGUGAGUGUGCACCCUCUACAGGUGGGGAGGGCGCUAUAGCAUAUAUUGGUUUGUAUUGCAUAUGGCGGGGAGAAGGCGGGUUACAGCAGAGACCGUCAUUGAUCUCAGGCUCAUCCUUCUGCUCAGCUUCGUCCCUGUGAUCACGUUCGCUGAUGAGUUGCAUCUGCAACGCUACUGUUUGAAAUUUGCUUUAGUAUUUGUUUUAUAAAAUGCUAAGCAUUAGUGCUGGGACAGCAUAUUACGUACCAAAACAUUCAAACGGAUUAAUUCGGUUGCUGAAUAUA